AUGCAGAAUGUGUCUGUGGCGUCACAGAUCUCGGUCUCGGCCUAUGAAGCAGACAAGAUCGUUGAUGGGCUCAAGCUAUUCAACAUAUCAGAGGUGGGCAGCCCGGAGUGGCUUGAUCAGCAGGACAAGAUGGACAAACUCAAUCUGCAGGCCCACCAAAGCGCCCAGUCUCACACGGAUGAAUAUGUGGUCGAAUCCAUAGUUUCCAGCGCCAAGGUCUCCCUGCUCCUGCUUGAGCUGCUGGUCAUUGAGGUCUGGAAAGAGAAGGUGCUGCCUCAUCUGGAAGAGCACCUGGCCCACAGAGUGGACAACCUGACCUCUAAUCAGCUGCUGUACUCUGAGGCGGGGAUGGCGAAUCUUCUGGAAGUCUGCCUGUAUCAUGAGCAUGCCUGCCAGGCCAUGAGCGAAGAUGCCCUGCUCGAGCUGUGUGACUGGUACCUGACAGACCAUGUGAAUACUGUGGCUCUGGGCGUGGCAGUGCGUCUGAUAUCAACCAAUGACACCAUCUCUGCCCUCAUCCCCUUGAUUGAUCGGCCCCCUUGGAAGCGGAGGGUGAAGAAGGAAAGCCAGACAUAUCAGAAUGGGCAGUGGCAGGUCAUUUCACCAGAGGGCAGCCUGAAACUGACCCAACACGAGGCGCAGGUGUGGCUGGCGCUGAACAACCUCUUAGUGGACCCAGGCUGCCGCGAAAAGGCGCUGCAGCAGAGCAGCCACGGAGUAGAGUCGCUGCAGCGCUUGCGGCGGCACAUGAACGAGGUGUUGCUGGAUCAGCUGCCAGUCCUGGCUGACCUGCAGAGAGUACUUGAUGAGCUGGCAAUGGGCUGUUCUGGCCUGCCGCACAAUGCACACUCCAGCCUCAUCAUCGAACAGGUGCCAAUGAUCCGGACGAGUAUCAUGAAGGGACAGAAUUGGCGCAAGAUUGCAGAGGAGCAAAGGGAAAGUUUCUUUGGGGCGGAGGCUGCGGCUUUGUCAGAGCAGCGCAUGCGAUCUAUGCUCAAGACCCUGGAGGCCAUGUGCGACAUGCAGCCAGAUCCGGCCGCUGACAAGGCAUGA
Coccomyxa subellipsoidea C-169 is the source of this 1053-nucleotide messenger RNA. RefSeq lists its product as hypothetical. The record is from RefSeq and is a predicted model, not a curated record. NCBI's taxonomy places the organism in Eukaryota, Viridiplantae, Chlorophyta, Trebouxiophyceae, Coccomyxaceae. The transcript is spliced from 8 exons. Bases 1 to 1053 code for a protein of 350 amino acids. Gene Ontology annotation, cellular component: cytoplasm.